Molecule: messenger RNA, 909 nt
Organism: Zea mays
Lineage: Eukaryota; Viridiplantae; Streptophyta; Magnoliopsida; Poales; Poaceae
Source: RefSeq, marked validated
GGAUGGUUUCUCUCGUACAGCGAGAGCCACACACACACUGCGACCUCCUAGGCAGUGAGUGCAGACGUGCAGUAUGACUCCUCUCGCUCCUUCCAUUCACGCAAGCGCAAGUGCGCAACUUGCUGCUCUCGCUGUCUCAGAUUCCCUGCUACGCCGCCUCCUCCGCGGCUCCGCCACCAGUCUCCCCUGCAACCGGGAAUCCGGGAUAAGAGGAAGAGAAACCGCGCGGCAAAAGGAAAGGAGUACAGGAGCGAGAAAAGAAUCUCUGACCGGAGUCCUGCCAGGCUGAUAGAUUCCUGGCAGCCAUGGAUAUACUGCUAGGUUCUGGGAGAUUCUUGGCGCGACGGACUCCCCUCAUGCUCGUCCCUCGCUGCUCUCGAGGCUCCCGGGACAGAAGCGGCAGCGACAAAGGUGAAACCUCUGCUGACUGGGACAAGGCAUGGGCUAAGUUCAAGAAGAAAGGGAAGAGGACCCUCUUUUCUGAUUUCUCACCAGACAAGUAUGUGACCUGGAACCCACGGCGCAGCGAGUAUCCGUUGUCAGAAGAGGUUGAUCCAAUCAAGAGAACUGAAAGAUCUAACUUGAUGCUUUGGACGAGUCCCCAGUUCACGUUGGUGGGGGCGAUUAUCAUCGUCUUGACAUUACUAAUCUACACACUAGUCGUUCCUCCCAAGUAACUGCACAAGUGACAGCUAGGAGGUGAGUUGUAAAUCAAUAUUAUUUCAAAUGGGAAGUCUGGAUUGUACAAUUUUUACGUGCAUUACACCAACUACAGUAGUAUUGCCUCCAUUGCAACCUAGUUGUAUAUUAAGUUACUCUUCAUUCCAUCGAAGAAAUAUUUGGGGGCCAGGUACAAUAAUAUGUUGGUCGGUAUUCAAUAAAUCAUAAUACAUGCUGAUGCUCCUGAUU